GCUGUCUUCUUGGCUUGUUCCCUGAGCUGCUGCUCUAUUAUGAGGAAGUUGGACCCUUUAACCGUCGGCUAGCCGCGGAAAGUUUGUGGGAAGUGUCGUGACGCGUUCACCGCAUGCAGAGUCGAGACCAAGCUGUGAGUUGACCGAGGGAUAACACUUCAGUGUGUUGGCGGCGCAUGUAUGGAACUACAGCCUGGCGAUAUUCACUGGGAUAUAUAUAUACAUACGUGGAACUUUUCGGUGCGGAUGAAGGAAUUAACAGUUUUGGUCAGCCAAGAGACAGGGUGUUAAGAGUGUCGCCAAAGUUUACCGUAGACCCCUGAUUAGGGGCACCGUGUGCGUGCGUGUGUGUUUGCAACACCGCCUAACUAAAGUACUCAAGCGGUCGAUCUACUGCACAAUGGCGAAUGGCCCGACCCGAGGGGAACUCCGACUUGGGAGUCCUCUGUAUCCUCAAACAUCAGAUUCAGACAACGGACGGCCAUGUCUGGUGUGCAGGGAGCAUUGUCCAGGCUUUGCCAUGCAUUAUUGGAGAAAGAUUUGUCAGAACUGCAAAUGCCCGCCUGAAGCACAUGAUAUGGGAUCAAGUAAAGAGCCUGAGAGGAGCAUCAACAGGUUUAUCCAUGAUGUCAAGCGCAACUCCACGUCUGACGACGACAGUGGAUGCGCCUUGGAGGAAUAUACCUGGGUACCCCCAGGCCUCAAGCCUGAGCAGGUUCAUCAGUACAUGAGCGUUUUACCUGAUGACAAGGUGCCCUAUCUGAACAGCAUUGGAGAGAAGUAUCGCAUUAAGCAACUCCUGCAUCAGUUACCUCCACACGAUAACGAAGGGCGCUACUGUAACAGUUUAAAUGAGGAUGAACGGCAUGAGUUGAGGAUAUUCAGCAGCCAGCGUAAACGGGAUGCCUUAGGGAGAGGCACAGUCAAACCUAUACCCCUUACCCUAGAAGACGUGAUAUGUGAUAAGUGUGGGGACUGUGUGUCAGGAGGGGAUAUCGCGGUGUUCGCCUCCCGAGCAGGGGCAGGUCACUGCUGGCACCCGAGCUGCUUCGUCUGCAUGACCUGUGAGGAACUCUUGGUGGAUCUCAUCUACUUCUACAAGGAUGGCCAGUUGUACUGUGGCAGGCACCACGCAGAAAUGAUCAAACCCCGCUGUGCUGCCUGUGAUGAGAUCAUUUUUGCAGAUGAAUGUACUGAGGCAGAGGGCAGGAGUUGGCACAUGAAGCACUUUUGCUGUUUUGAGUGUGACCGCCAGCUUGGGGGACAGAGGUAUAUCAUGAAGGAGGGGCGGCCAUAUUGCUGCCAGUGCUUUGAAGUGAUGUUCUCAGAAUUCUGUGAUACUUGCGGUGAUCAUGUUGGGGUGGACCAGGGCCAGAUGACACACGACGGUCAACACUGGCAUGCCACAGAUCAGUGUUUUAAGUGUCACACCUGCCAGAAGUCACUACUUGGUCAGCCUUUCUUGCCCAAACACGGUGUGAUCUACUGCUCUGCAGCUUGCAGCAGGGCAGGGUCCAUGCAGACACAGACCCCGAGACGACCAGAAGAUUACAUACAGGACAUUAAUGCUACGUAUAUUCAGCUGAGCACUACAACACCUGGCAGUGUAACAAGCCAGCCUCAGGUGUACGCUCAGAUAACGGCAGACUUAAGGCAACAGUUUCGUCUGAGCCAGAAUAUUUCAUCUUCGUCAGACCGCAGCAUGCAGAGCAAAUCAAACGACGUCAGCCCAGAAGACUUUGUUCGGCCACCUUUGGGCUUUGUUCAUCAAGGCAACGAACUGAAUAUGAACUGCAUGCCUCAGAGAAGCGAUCAUGACUUAGAAGGUAUGGUGGAGAACAUGUGCAUAAGUGACGGUCGUAAAAAGCACAGGCUCUCGCAGUUUUCAAUGCCAGACUUAACUAAGGACACACCUGGCACACCUGGGUCAGACAGAAGGAGCACAGUGAGUUCAAACAAAAGCCGCAGUAAGUCCGGCUCAGAACGCAACCUUAGUGUCACAUUUGACUUGCCACAGGAUACCCCUUCACCAAGUCGGCAUUAUGAGGUACCCCACAUGCCAAGGACUCAACUAAGAACUAAUGGCUCUUUCAAUGUGAACAAUAGACCAACAUAUGUUGAUCCAAAAACUACCAUGACAUACUCGGCUUCACCAAAGCGGCAGCCUCUGUCUCCGCCACGGGAGCUGUGUGAUAAUGCUGAGAAGAUGAACCCGAUAUCUUACCCUCAACAGCCACAGCCCAACACCUCUCAGGGCAUGACAUACCCGCGGAGUCGCAGCUUUGACGAGCGCUCCUGGGGAAGCAGGCAGUUCCAAGACGGACCUCACGGAGCCCACAGCCAGGGUGCUGGUAAGGGUAACCAAUGUUACCAAAGGGCUUGCUCAGAACUGGCCAUUGAGGACGGGUUUGCCCGUCACGAACGAGCGGGUUUUGAUGAGGACUGGUGCAGUACCUGUUCCAGUUCUAGCGAUUCUGAUGACUUUUUCUACCCGCCAGCACGUGUUGGACCAAGAAUCUCUUAUGUGGAUGACAUGGGAGGGACAGGUAAAGGCCGUGGCCGCAGAUCUCACCUGUCCUCCAGCGGCAAGCGGCAUCGGGAUAAAAGCAAAAACUGUGUACUGUCAUAAUGUUAAUUUAUUAGGCCCACCUGUGUAGAAUGUGUUACCUGAAGUCAAGUGCAUUGGAUUGACACGUUAGUUCAGAAUGUGCAGUGCACGUAACUGAUUAAAGUGUUUAAUAUUGUAAUAUAUAAAAGCUUAUCAUGUGAUUGCUCUGAAAACUCUUUGGAUCAUCAACAAAACUAAUCAUAAAUGUGUAUGUAAGUCAGUUUUCCAGUGCCAAAAAAUGCAUCCAUGUCCUAAUUUGGAAGUCUGAAAAGCUCUACAUCUCCUCAUUAUAAACUUCUUCAUAGCACGACUGUUGAAGACACUAACUCCUGGUUGUAGAUUAUGUUAUAACAUUCUUCACUUAAUUGCAUGCACCAUGUGCUCAAUGAACCUCUCUUAAUGAGUCGUAUUGAUAAAGCUGUUUGGGCAAAUUUAAUGUAUGAACCUGUUCACAGUAUGCUAAAUAUACUGGUAGUGACUUUAAUAGAUGAAGAUGCAAAUGUUGCAGAUAAAACUGUCAAAAGAUGAACCUGUCAUAGCAACUUUAAUAGUGUAUCUGUCAUAGUGAGUUUACAUUUAAUUGGAAAAGAUAAACCUGUCUUAUUGAACCUGAAAGAUGAACUUGUGUGUGUCUUUAAUAAAUUAAUCUGUCAUAUUUAAUCUAAAAGACGAAUCUGUAACAGUGAAUCUACAUGUAACAGAUAAACCUGUUGUUGAAUCUGAAAGAUGAACCUGUCAUAUUUAUUCUAAAAGACGAAUCCGUCACAGUGAAGCUACAUGUAACAGAUAAACCUGUCGUUGAAUCUGAAAGAUGAACCUGUCAUAUUUAAUCUAAAAGAUGAAUCCAUCACAGUGAAGCUACAUGUAACAGAUAAACCUGUCGAUGAACCGUUCACACUGAGUUAAAUUGAUGCAUCUGUGCUACACUGGGUGACCUUGACAUUGUGAUUUAAAUAGAUUUAUCCGUCACUGAGGAUCUGAUAUAUGAACCUGUCACAGCAUCUAACACAUUGUAUUAUUGGCAUGAACCUGUUUGAGGGAGACACUUUGAAUUUUACAAAAUGGUUCUAAUCCAAGAAUCCAUAAGUGAUCCAUUUAGUGUGCAGUUCAGUUUAAUCUGCACUAAUCCACUUUAAUUAACUCUUCUUUUUUUCUUCAAAAAUUUUAAAUAGGUAAAACAACACUUUAUUCUGUCAAGCAGUACAUCUGAUAAGUUGUUCCAUAGUGCCUUUCCAUCAAGGGUUCUUCAGAGUAUGCCAGAAAUGUACUUAGGAUUUAAAUUAAGAUGUUCUGACAGAUGUACACCAUAAGAAGUUAUUACAUAACUCUUUACUGUGGAUCUAAAGACUAGACCUUAUUAAAGUCUGGAAAAGAUAACUGUUACAUUUCUGUGCAUUAGUUCAGGCGUUAAAAGCAUUCAGUAUUCUUCCUCCAUGGAUUGGGAUUAACAUGGUCAUUAUUUUGUGCUUAAGUGUGUCAUACAUGCCCAAGUGAUGUGUUGAUCCUAUACUUGUAUUUACUAAAUAACAUAUGGGGGUGAUUGUGUACAUUCAGCACAGGUGAAAGGCCUUUGUUAGUGUAAUUUCUUCAGUUAAUUUUUGUUGAUACUGUUUUGGA
Liolophura sinensis is the source of this 4225-nucleotide messenger RNA. RefSeq names its product prickle-like protein 1-B. The record is from RefSeq and is a predicted model, not a curated record. The coding region runs from base 401 to 2629 and encodes 742 amino acids. Gene Ontology annotation, molecular function: zinc ion binding. Lineage: Eukaryota; Metazoa; Mollusca; Polyplacophora; Chitonida; Chitonidae. The transcript has 6 exons.